AUGGGACCACGACUUUAUGUUUGUAGUGGAGAACGACCGCAUAUGCCGAGGUCUGCGGUCUCCGUCGGCGUAGGUGGGCGCGUCUCAGCGAAGGCGAUGCGGGGACCCACCCCGGCAGCAGCUGUCCAACGGCGUACCAGGCAGAGCCUCGUCUCGACGACGCCGGCGCAACGUUUCAUCCGACCAAACGUCCAGCGGAGCCCGCAGUACACUGUGCACGCGGCACAAGCGCACAGCGCCCUCACCUGGUUUAGCCCGCCGGUCGAGGCGGUUGCCCGGGGUGUGGCCGCUGAGCAGAGCCCAGCUACGUGGAGCCACAGGUGAGAGUUGGGUGCCAGCAAUGGACGCUAGGCGUAGUCUCACCUGCAAGCAAGUGAGCGACCACUACGACCUUCACGUGAACCCACCACUGGACACCCCUACACCCCACACACACACACACACACACACACACACACACACACACACACACACACACACACACACACACACACUUGUUUUUGUCGCUCUUUCUUCCCGAACACCAAAGACAGCUUUUGGCUGAUCGUCGUAACUGUGUAGCUCGUCACGCCAAGUUUGUUCACUGUCUGUGCGAGUCUUGCCGGACACGCCAGUCUUCAGCCCGAUCGACUGGCGCACGGGCGUACACAAGCGUCUAGCCAACCGCAGUCGUCAUCACCUUUUGUAAUACGACAAAUAAUUUGAACACAAGCUACGUGAAACUAUCCCACAAACUCAUACAAGCAACUGACAUCAUCGACUGUCUCCUUCACUUAACACGGAUUGGAUGCCGUUAGCACAUAUUAUGACAUCUCUGCCCAGAACAGCAGUUCAGAGUUUUGUACAAAAUAAAUUCCACACUCUAGUAUCCUCCGUUUCCGCCUGCUAGAGGGGAAUCGGUCUGGUCAUUGCGGUGGACAUGGCAUACCUAACGCCUUAAUUGCUGCGUACAUGCUCAUUAGGUACCACCAACCAUGCCGGUACAUCUCGUCUGGAACUGAGUCUGCACCCUACACUGGACAUCUGCUGUAUGGCUCCGAUCGUCGCCUGCAGGUAGGUUUGGCAACAGAGGUCAUCGUUGGUCCCUACCCUUUCUGAAGUUUAUUGGCGACUUCCUUACAUGUUAUAGAUGGGCAGCAGAGGAGGCGUCUACAGUGCUCAACCAAACACUCCAAAUUAACAAUUUCUCAGCCAGAGGAAUUGUCAUCUGAGCUGACCUGCAGGGUAGUUUCGGUGACUUGAGGGCCGUAGGCUGUCAUGGUGGUCACAGAGAAGUUGCCUGUUUCUUCUCGGCCAUCGAUAGACAGUCGACUAUUCCGUUUAAUUCUCACUCUUCUUCGUAAAAGGCAACGGGAUUGGAAGUCUGAGGCCUUGUUCUGCGUCUGUUUGUUCUUGACCAUCAGCCAGUUCAUUUCUUCAUCGUGGACAGCGAGCGGCCCUAGUGCUUUUGAACUGCUGAUCCUAUGACUGUAGCAGUUGUAGAUACCGCUCCACAGAAUCUGCUGGUCGGACUCAGCGUCUUUAUCAAACAAGGUUUGGAUGACGCGCGUAUUGGUGUUCAUCGUGUUAUGGAGUUGAUUUAUUGGUAUUAUCAGAAAUCUGCUAAGAGCGCUUCUGUGAACAUAUCAAGACUUUGCCAGCUGUAAAUUUAAUAAUUCUAACCCGCAAAGGAAGAUUUUUCACUUUAACUGCUGUUAUUCUAAGCACCAGCAAGACCCUCUCAAGGGCACAUCUGAUAUCUACGGAAUGAUUUGGUGUUAUUAGUUCGAAUUCUCAUACUCAAUCUGGUUACCCGAUGUCCUCCGCAGGCCGUCUUUGAGAUUUUAGCGUCAAAGUCGAAAUACACAUUUCGUCACACCACAGCCACACCAUGAAGAGCAAUGUCGGAUCCUAAUUUGUAGCCGCACCUGCAUUAGGCAAGCCCCAGGCGCCUGUCAUACAGGACCGGUGGUAAUAGGGGGUUUAACACUAUCCCCAACCCUAACCCCUAGCCCCUUACUCUGGCUCGCAACCCACAACCCUACCCCCUAAACCCUAACCCUAGCCCCUAACAGGUGCGGCUAAGAAACAAGGUCCUGCCAAGGGCAAUUCCCAAUGCAGUCUUUUAAAAAAAUUCGAAAUCGUAGCAAACAUGCUGUUUUCUCAUGCUUUCCUGUAAUACAUAAUCAAAAAUAUGCUGAUAGAGCCCGGUCAAAAUGUUUAACCAAGGCCAUUCAAUCUUUCUUCCUUGAAUACAGACAAACAGGCUGGUUCCGAUCUCUUGUUGCAAAGAAGAAUAUGCGGUCACCGUAACAACAAUAUCAUUCGCCCAACCUUUUAGAAUUAUACGCGUUCCCACCUUUAAAAACCAUGGAAUGCCAGUAACAAAUAUGCACUCUUGUAGACUGACAACGCGGAGAGGAAAGGGCGUGUGUCCUUGGUUGAGGGUGGAGUCACGCUGCCUGCCAAAAAUGUUCUCAAGAUUCGGCACCUGUGUGUCCUUGGCUGGAAACUGCGCCGCACCAUGGGGCCGUCUGAGUAUAACGCGUGAUAGCGUAGGGGGUAUUGUAGAGUCUGUUUGUGGAAUUGCUAUCAUAAGUCGAAGUCUCCAGUCUAUGCUUCUUGCCCUGUCUUAUUGACAGCCAGCGCUAUUAUCCGUGUUACAGCUAAACCCUGUUCAUCGCCUUCCCCUAGGCGUGGGUAUCGACUUCUGACACCGGGGCGCUUCUCCCGACGGACGGUUUAUACUCGCAUACUCGAGACCUCAUUCAUCGUUCUGUUUGACCUUUAUGAUGUAGGAACAGUAGUGGCAUGGAAAUCUGAUAAACUACAACAUGUAUCGCACCUGCGUCCAGCUGGUUCUUCACCCGCAUGAAUCUGCUAUGCAUGGUAGCUUUCGGGCGAGGAGUUAUACCCACUCCAAACUCUGUGGCAGCGCGCACUCUGGCCUGUGAUAUGUUCUUACUAUACGGUAGAGCGGGCCAGGGUGUGGGCGGUGUGACAUCCACUCCCUCAGCCGAACGUCAUCGGCCGACGCACUGGCCGCCGUGGCUUGUUACCCCCGACCUUUCACCCUCCGUGCACACGACCCCAAGACCCAUCUUAUGCAACAACUACUCACAUGACCAAAAUUGGGUUAAUCACUUGCUCAUGCUGGUGGGUUCAUGUCAUACCCACGUGCACAACACCACUCCGCCACUCACGCGCUCUUGGGCGGACGUCUUCUUCUGAUCCGCAAGCAAAUUGCCAGCUUACAGCAACCUGCCCUGCGCACAAAAUAAAUCGCCUCCCACCAGUUUCUGAAUUCUGUCAUAAAACGCGACGAACUUUCUGCGUGUGGUUUGAGUUGAUCUAAUGUGCUUUCAAUUCCAUAACGAAUCUAUCUUGUUUUUCCCUCGUGAGCGCGUACGAAAGCAGCGAUAAAUGAAGUUGUCCAGGUAGUCCUUCCUUCCUAAUCGACUUUUUCACAAUCUCUCAAAGUGAUUAGCGGUAGGAGUUUGAAGGCUCAGGCUAGUGCGAAUUUUCUUAUCGCGAUUGUAUUUUCCUUUUUUGAAAUAUUUCGCUCCCUUCUAUUGGUAGGUCAAUAACGAAAGUCAAUUGUUCAAAUCUGUAUAUCGGUAGUGUCUCCUUACGACAGCGAUAAUACCCCAGGUCGGUUGGCUAUUUACCAGACGUAUAGUUGGGAGGACCGGACUCAGCGAGAGGUAAACUUCCCUCUAACCCUCUAUAAAAAUAUCCAGGAGCAUUGAUAACUUGCUGCAGUACAGGUUAUCCAGUUCUCCUACGGGCUUCAGGAAAGUUUAGUUCCCCAAACCAUUUGGACAAGAUCACAUAUUCUUUCAUACAUUCUACUGCCAAAUAUAAGUCACUGACCACUCGCUGCCUCCUACUGAACAGACAAGUCUGUUUGAUUUCCCGAGCAUUUCACACGGCAGUUGCUGGAGGCCUAUGGUAUCGACACAAACAAUUGAUGUUACUCAAUCCUUUGAUUUCUUUUAUCUCUCGGCGUCUGCAUCCGCUCAUCCGGAAAACGCUAAAUGAAGUUGCAGUAAGUUUUAAAGAGCGGAUUAGUAUCACCACAUAAAAUAUAUAAUUAGAUAUGGCCUCGUUAAUUUAUUCUUACGCCAUCAGCAGACCAGAGUCCCUUCGUCGGCCGUGGCUCCUUUUACGGGGCUUUUCAUUGCUUUCACGCAUAUUCUGGAUCUAAACUUCCUGAACCAUCCUCCAACAGUGCUAAAGUGCCUUGCAGCUUUUGCACCCUUCGCAUUGGUUAAAGAAAGAGGGAUGCCUACCUUCUUUAUUUCACAAAGCACGAUCAUGAUAGAUUCCAAGUAAUCAGAUUUAUUACAGGAAUGCGCUGAUUUGCCGUGGGGACGGAGUCGCCAGAGUCGAUCACACUCUUUUCCCUCUCCCGUACACCAGUCAAAUGUCCGGACCUGUCGGCCGUCUGGUGUCAGGAUUUGGCGCAGAGGUUGACAGAGCUGCGACAUCCCAUCUACAUGCUCCGCGCACGAUCUAAUUAGGUACCAGGUUAUGCCAAGGAGAAAGCUUCCAAUGUACAUGGAAAGUACCUACUCUUUGUCUAUGGUAGGUUGUGUGGGAUGCGUUUGAGUGUGAUGUAGGAGCAGAGGGGGGGGGAGGAAAGAGGAGAGUGUGCGGUGUUAGGAUUUAGUCUACGGGCUUUUAUCUCGGAUUUGUACGAAGGUGCGUUCGGCUGAAUAGACCCAUGCGGCGACUGAAUGUGCCUGAGACACAUCGGCAGUAAAGGUGGGUGGGGCAGGUGCAUUUUUAUACUCCCGACACUAGUUUGCUAGUCUCAGGACGAUGAAUUCGCAAAUGACUGACCCGGUCGAUGCGUGGUGUAAAGGUGUGAUCGCAAUUUGGACAGAUUGGAAUCGUGUCCACAUUGCUGGCAGUGGAGGCGAUGAUGAUGGUGGUGACGAGUGACACAACGUCGAUAGUGUUCUCACCGAUGGUGGAAGUGGCAUUACUGGCAGUCAUCAGCGCCUACCUAUCGAGGGUUGUGCCAAUGAUGGUGGAAGUGAUGGAGAUGAGGUAGACAGCAGCAACUGCGGGGUGACAAGGGUUUGCCCACCGGUGGCGGUCUUCGUCGUUUGUGUUGGGCAUUGCGAUAGGCAGUGACCGUAAAGGCGUCUCCAGAGGCUGUAGAGCUUGUUGUCGCUUUAGUGUUGCGUUGGAUACGGAGAUGUCCCACAAGACCGAUCCGCGCGCUGAAUGUCCGUUGACAACGUGAACAUGAUGGUAGGGGUUGGGUGCUUAGGUUGUGGUUUGCGGUGCUUAGAAAUUGGGCGCAGCUCUUUUGGUUAUUAGAGCAAUGCUUCCGUCAGCUUCGUAGACUACUGCCCCAGUCUUCACUGUCGUACUCGAGGCCAGUCAAGCAUGGGCAGUGUUCUCCAGGUUACCAGACUGAUUUAUAGGUUUUUGAGGCAGGUCCGAAAGGUGUCUCUUUAGCGUCGCUUUCGUCCUUUUUGUCUGCGAGCAUCCGUAGCAUCGUCUUCAUCGGAGAGUCGUCUGGAUAGGCGCCCAUCAUCCAUUCUCGCGAGGUGGUCGUCCCAGCGUAGUUGUAGUUGUCCCAGCAUGGCAUGAAUGCUUAGACUUUAGCUCCGGGUCUUCCAUGACGGUAAUCCUAUCCCGCUACCCAAGUCUUAGUGUUCUCCACAGAGAGCUGAUGUGAAAUUGAUUGAGCAUCUUGGCUUGGUUAGUGUAGACGGUCCAUGUCCCACCGCAUGCAACAGCAUUGUCAGGACUACUACCUUGUAUAAUAUUGACUAGAAACCCGCAGCGAUUCCUAAUUGAGCUCUGCAACCAAUCAAAGGCCUAACUGGCUUCAGAGGUUCGGGUCUCUAUCGCGUCAUGGAUGUCGGCAGUAUGUCCGGUGGUACAGUCCAGAUAGGUGAAGUUGUCUACUGAUGCGAGUCUGGUUCCAUUCUCGUUGAUCCUGGGCGUAGUAUCUACCUCCGCUAGUGUUGGUUGGUGCAUAACCACCGUCUUGUUUGUGUUGAUGUUCGGACUGAAGUUUACGCAACCGGAGGCCAACGUUCCCAUGAAUAUGUGCGUGACUGCUUUUGUUGUGGCGUCAGGUGCACAGUCGUCUGAAAAUAGGAGUUCAUGAGCAGUAGUUGUUGAUGUUCACGUGGAUGCUUACAUGCGUCGGACGUUGAGUAGUUGGCCGUCUGUCCCGUAGACGCCACUGAUCCCAAGACAUUCUCCACUCAAAGCGUCCAUCAGCACGAAAGAGAACAUGAGGCUGAAGGGGUUGGGAACGAGUACACAGGCGCUCCCCACUCCAUUGACCUCUGCGAACGACUAUGAGACUUCCUUAUUUUCCGCGACGCGCACCAUAAUGUCGUCUUGGAUCUGCCGCACCGUGCGAUUGAAGCGUUCCGGACACCUGAGCUCAAUAUGACACUCUGGAGUCCGUAGCGGUUCCCGAUGUCAGAAGCUUUUGUCAGUUACAUGAAACUAGUUUAGAGAUCGCUGUACAUUUUUCAGCACUUCUCCUGAUGAUGGAUUUGAGUAAGAGUCCGAAACGUCAGACCACUAAAGCUUUUGUUCCAUCGAUUGUGCCUCCUUCUAUGUGACUUCUCCUGUUGUUGUCAGGCUGCAAAGAUCGUGUCGAUGGUGCCGCGCUUCCGUCGAAGCCCACAUUGGCUUUCGGGGAGCAGUCUUUAUUCGAAGUGGCUGUUGAGACGACUGAGGAUGCGGACAAAGAUCGUUCAGGCGACACUGAGCGGCGGGAUUCCAAUGCAGUUUUUCCUAGGUCUCACGGUUGUCCUUGCGCUUUUACAUGUAAACAAUGGUGACGUCUCCGGAGUCCUCACCGCCACAUUCCCCAGAAAAGUGGCGCGAGUUUGUUCAUCAGUCGGGGGCCCGCAUGCUUGUAGUCUUUGGCCGUUUCUAUGUCACCAUAUGUCAGCCAAAAUUACCAGCUUCCGCAUUUACAGAUGACACUCGCACCUGAUGUGAGGAUAGCCCGGUCGCCAGCGUUAGAAUCCUCAGUGGCCUCAUGUUUUUCGCCGAGUUUGCUGAUUGGCGUGACAUUUAAUCAGCCAUCUAGCUGGUAAUUACUGUCCCUUUAGAAUUGUAUGCGUUUGCUAUACCAUGAUUCAGCAAACUAUGGCCCUCGCAGCCUAGUGUGCUCUGGCCACUAGAUCCCUGAUGGCAGGUGCGCUUGCGCUCUCGUUCGGUAUACAGGCCGUUUGCAUGGUUGCCCAGUAACUUGUGUCAUCCGCUUUCGUUGUUGGUUAAAAUACUGGUCAAGUGGUUGUUGCAUACCAGGGGGGAAGUGGUGCGCCUAGGUGCGGGUCCGGUCGUGCCAGCCGCCUGCGCCCUCCCCCGCCUCUGGUCUUCUUGACUCUGUCUUGACCCGGGUUCAGGUGAGGGAGUAGGAGGAUGGGAUGUGGUAGGUGCUGCUCAAGUUUACUCUCACUAAAAACUAACUCACGCAUAAGUCGCCGUGCCAUAGUCGGUAACGAUGGUCGAACUGUCAAUGACCGUCACUUGAAAGAGUACUCACCCGUGCGCAUCUCGAUUGGCUGAAUAAUCUUAAUAAGCAAGAUCUUCACACUGAAGUAUGAUGCGUGGAGUGUGAAAUCAUUGCAGGCUGGAGAACCAUGACUCCAGCAGCUGGCGUCUCAUACGACUGUCAACUCUUGCCAAGAUUUUUCCUAGUCGAACUGGAAAUUAUGUCUGGAUUGCGUCACACGGUUAAACAUUGCCUCCAGUGUUAGUAAUGGAAAGACAAAUUGUUAUGUAAUUCUCACCACUACCGGUGAUAAAAUAUAAGCAACUAACAGCCUGCAUCUGGGCAAACAAGCCACCAUCGCACCAAGUAAGGACAUCUGUAGUGAAUGGGGAUGCUUCGAAGUUGUUAUGUGUAUAUAAAUGUAGCGAAUGCGUCUCAUAAAAACGACACCCCAGAUGCGUAUCAAUUUCUUUGUUUAUUGCCGUUCCUGCUGAUGGGUUCGGCAGAUAACAAGAAAAGUCAGGUAAAUAAAUUAAUUGUUUGAGAAAUCGAACCACCCCCGUGUCACAUAGGCCUUUUCUGCUAAGUCGGCACGUGCUGAUAUGAUCCGACUUAUGCACUCGGCGAGUUGUUUAUUCUAUCUAGGCUUCACCGCCGAAACUCGAAUGACAUAUGACGCUAAGAUGUGAGUUAGAUAAAGUACUUUUAGGAACAGUGUCAUACCCGAAUGUGGCGCCUAGUUCCAUUUGAAUUUGAAUUGUCUGGCUCUCGUCUAGAUAUACGGGCUUCAUUUUGCAGUGAGUAAUUGAGUUCUCUACAAAUAUGCAAGUUUUCGCCAUUUUCACACCACUGUUUGCAUCCUCUACGUAUGACACCUUGAAGUCUAGCAGAUAACUUACUAAUUACGCUACCGCUCGAACAAGUAAUAAGCAGCAGUGGUAAAAUUUUUCUGUUGUGUUCUGUGAUUGCAAUUUCGAGUUGGUUAGCAAGUAAAGUCAGCGGAAGCCAUUAUUUCUAGUACACUACUAAGGUACAUUUAGCGGGCAGGGGAGUUUAUGGCGUGAGUAUGCCUAAAUCUCAAGCGGUAUACGGUAACGGAGCGUCGCUCACUUUUUAGGGUUGAUAAGGGUGUCCCACGGUAACCUGCUAAGUCUAACUGUACGAAGCGCAGUCCCAUACUAAUGAACUCCUGUUAGUGGCGCAGAAUAAACGAGCUCACCCAUCGAACACGUCAAAUUCUUAAUGAAAUAGAAACUCUUACUCCUUUUAUCCAUCCCUAAUCCGUCGCAUGACUGUUAUUUCUCCAGCCAUGUGUUUUGUGAUACAUUUUCUAACAUCAUCCAGAAAAGGGCCUGAUAUUUUCGUAAGUAGACAGGGUUUCGCGCAUACGACUUGAUGUCAGAUUAAUGUCAGCGACUCUAAAUUAAUGACGAAGGCGUGGAUAACCAGCACUUUACAAAUUAUGAUUAUAAUGUGAAAGCAGCUGAAAUAGACAGCGCCGGCCUUUUGUCCUGCGUUUCGCAGUCUCUUCUCGUCGCGUUCAAUCUAACACCAUGGGACCUUUCUACAGCUGGCAACCGGUUUUAAACAUGCUCAUACCCCUGUAUAUACGGCCUUCUUCGGGAUUGCAUUUGACUAAAAUAGGUCAGAUUAGCUCUCGUAGCCUGGAUCAUUAUUAGUGUCCUGCUUUGACAUCCAACACCAGAGGACGUAAAGCUAGACUGGUGUUGCGUUCAAAUUAACUGACAAUAGUAAGUGCCUGUGAAGGCUACAGCUUGAGCCCUAAGGCACAUUCUGUAAACAGAUCGGUUACCGGCUCCUCACACUAGCCAACACUCCCAAACCCAUCCGUACGGACAACGGGCAAGGGGAUUACUGGUAGAACACUCAAUUUUACUCUUAAUGACCAACAAAUCUAGGCUCUAGUCCCGGGCUAAUAAAAACCCGCAAUAAGAGGUGCACAAUAAGCCAAAAGUGGCCAUCUCACCCUCCCUUGUCUUUGCCGGUAUUUACUAUGCAAGGUGCUUAUCACCUCGUGGUGUUAUUAGCUACAUCUGAAAAUAUAAAGUGCAUUUGCGCACCCAUUUCCUGACAGCCGAGAUGUCUGCAAUCCUGGAGCUAAAUUAUGUGCACUUCGAACUGUUUAACCAAAGUCCGGCCUUCACAUAGCAGAAGCACUUUGUGCGUGGAUUCAAUUUGGCUUAUUCUUACGACAGUUCUAACAACCUUGCGUAGCGGGGAACGAUAGCGGUUCAUAGUGUCGACUAAUAGGAACAUCGGUCAUGACCGUGGCUAGCAAAUGACUCCGCCGCCUCCUUUCAAGCCAUCCUCAAUUUUAAUUUUCGAAGCAGUUUCUCCUGCCACCGAGCGCAUUUAACGACGAAGGUACGGUCAGCUAAGAUGAUUCUGACUGGUGAGAUUUUAGGUAAACAAGCUCUGGAUUUCCGUCCAGGGAUUGCUCUGAAAGUACUUUUUCCUUAAAUGAAAUUAUGCAAAUAACGAAGAAAAGGGCGAUCAGAUAUCCGGAGAAGUUGGGACAUUUGACUGUGGUUAUGAAUUCUUGUUCGAAUUCAUUAUUAAAGGAACACAAGUAUAAAACUCACAGUUAGUUUAUGUGGAGACCUCAGCCUAAGUCUAAAGUCAUUGGUCUUUCUUCGUAGCGGAUCGUCAUGUGGACCUGGUGUUCCGGUGAGAGAUCGAUCUGACGACUAAUUGAGGUUGUAUCUGAAUGUUCAGGCUUCUGCAACUCGCGGGCCAUCUUGGACUGGUCCUCGACAAAUAGCUGCGUUCCAAUGAUGCCAGAUCACAAAAUUGUAGCUUGGAAUAAUUAAUUGCCGCGUCUCAGCACCCUUCGGUAUUCCUGUUUCUGCUGUCAAUUAAUGGUUAUAUGGCCCAUAGACUAAGAAGCUGGUCGUCAAAGUCAAUGUGGCAGAUGGCGGUUGACUGCCCGCACUGUUUUAACUGAUUUACACUUCACUUCACUCGGUGGCGGAUGGAGCGGUGUCCACCCCCAUGCAAAGACAACCAUGGUCGCGGUAGACAGAAAUUUUUGUACUUCCUAAAUCCUCUGAUGCUGAACACAACUAGCAUUUUGAAAUUCUAGUAAACUACGUUUCGAUUUCAGAGGGUAGUCUUCCUCCUCCUCCUUCUCCUCCUCCUCCUUCUUCCUCAUCAUCGUCUUCUUUUUUUCCUCUUGUUACGCAUCUUCUCCAUAUUUUGAGUUUUCUUCUGAGAUAGGAAUCUGGACUCCCAACACAUAAUCAUACAAGUGAAGUUCUUGCAGUAGAAGUCAGUUUAUCUAAAUGCUUCCUUGAAUUCCAAUCCAGUCGAGGUGCUGCAGACUUAGACUGAAGUUGGUUUUACUAGAGUCCUAAGUGCUGAUGGCUUUUUUUGGCGGCAUAAAACUUGACCCUCGCCAAGAUUGAUGAAAAUGAAAAUCAGCCCAGAACUAUUGAAGACUACAUCAUCCUUCGUUGCGGAUUACAAUCUGUGCACUAUAAAAAAACAGGAAUACCCAUAGGGGAUGUUCGCUGGUUUGACAUGAUUUUUGGACGGAAUACGAGCGAUUAUAUUUUUCGUGGAAUUUAAUCAUCUGCAGUCCACGCUUCUUAGCGACUGAACAUGUAAAAGCCAUAAUUCCGUUCGGAGAGGGUGACAACCCGCUGAGUAAGGUGGCUGUCUCGCUUAUGUUUUCUGUCGAAGUUUGCAAAACCUGAAAAGGUGCCUUUGGUUGUACAGGCGUGACUGGACUCGAAGAGAGGUUAUGAAUCGGCUUCGUAAAUUCCAUGAUCUCCUUGGCUCAGAUGAGGUCGAUACAAAGGAAGUUUUCCUCCCGUAUAGGGAGGUCACAUCCUUGAAAGCUGUCUGCGGAGGGCAGAAGGUGCAGCGAUCUGACGAGCUUUUUCGCAAGAAACCAAACCUUUUCUAGGGAACGGGAGGUUUCUUACCAUGGAUAAGGUACGGAUACCAGGCCAUUUAACUUUAUUCUGAAGGAGGUCCAAAAGUUAUGUGAGGAACAUUAGAAUUUUGUUUGGUAAGAGUCCGAAGACGUUUAUGAGCGAGGAGAACCAUCUUAUGCGCUUUUACAUUAGCCUCCGGAGGUACCACACUUUUCAAAGUGGUACCUCCUGGGACUGAAACUCAAACCCAGAAAACAACAAACUGAGUUCAACCGACCCGGAACUAGGAUAUUCUGGAUCAAUGGCGGCAAAUGACCAUUCCCUCUUCAUAAGACCUAUAAACUAGAGAGGACGUUCGCCAGAGGAGUCUCAUCAAAAGUUAGGUGAAGAAUUAGACAAAAUUAAAUCAACAUUAAAUGUACUCCGAUUUUGCUUACAGCUUUGCCCCCCCUCUCCUUUGUUGACAUAUUUGCUGAAGAAUAAGGGCCCUAAUCAUUUAACCCUGAUUACUUUUUAAUUCCAACCAGUUGACGGCCGUCAUCAAAGGGCAGCGUCCUACCUACAAAGCUAUAGGUCCAACGUGUAGCCAUGUACCUGCAGCGAAAAAUGACCUGCAAUUCGGAUCUCUUGGAGGCCUUGAAACGUACUGCUGGUCUGCGCCGCAAGGCUACCGACUGUGCGAUCCGCUAGCGCAUACCACGCGGACACCAGAAAUAGAAGCAAAUCAGCGGGCGCCGCAGACUUUGACAACUGUUUAUCCUUCCCAUAGCACCUGUGUAAACAGAUCGUUCAGAGCGGAAGCCAGUAUUGGCGAAGGGGGUUGGGAGAAGAGAGGAAGGCCUUGGCCCAGCAAAAUGUGUGAAUGAAAUAUGCGCAGACUGCGUUUACUAUGAAACGCGGCCGCCCGCAAUUAACGUGGGUGUGUUAUGCCAAAGGUACAUCGUGGUGUAAUCGUGUGGGUGUCAACAACACCAAACGGACUGCGCCACAGGUAUGUUGAACCAAAAGGGGCUCAUACUAGCACGUGUUUGUCGGGCUGCACCGAGUUUGCGCACUGCACUACCUACUGCCAUACAUGCAUGCGGCCCGCCUUAGGCGGGGGUUUUCACGCCCUGUCAUCCACUGCACCCAAUUCCAUCAACUGGCUGGCUUACAGGUUCGGACGGUCGAUUGAUGCAUGGGAGAGGGAAGAGGGAGUUGAAACGACACUGACGAAUCUAACCUGCAAGACUCGAAAAGGAGGUUUGUUUUAAAGGAGGAAAAACGGGCCAGCGGGAAAAAGGAGACGGGAGGCUUUGUGUUGUGGUCUGAGUGUGCACCUUCUCUUUUGGCGUUUUCAGAUGAGGACAGAGGAAUAAGUCCGGAUACCGUCCAGGAUCCUGUCGAUAUCGUGUCACCAAAACCACCUUCUUAAUCCCCAAGCAUCUUCUUCUCCCCUUCUAUUCCACGAGACUUGCCCGCGCAUCAGACGCUUCUUGUUCCCCCAUUUCUAUACCUCCAACACGUAAGCGAUAUAUUGUGAGAUGAUGGACUUUCUUUGAUUACUCCGAUCAUAACUGUGUGCUGAGAUAUUGUCUGCUCGUCUGAUGAAAAAAUCCCAGAUUAACCGUUCAGAAAAGGGGAAAGCGAUCCCAUCUCCAUCCUGCUCCACCAGACAGGUCGAGAUUAGUCUGGAACUAGUCCCUCCGCUGGAACAUCAGGACGGCCUGCCUACCACAAACCCCACGGCACACCAGCGCAUCCUCCCUACAGUAACUCCGCGAGCUCGAACCUAUCACGAGGAGUUAUGA
Molecule: messenger RNA, 13154 nt
Organism: Spirometra erinaceieuropaei
Lineage: Eukaryota; Metazoa; Platyhelminthes; Cestoda; Diphyllobothriidea; Diphyllobothriidae
Source: the annotation of a GenBank genome assembly